AUGCCUGCAGCCAAUGACACUACAGUGAGGGAAUUCAUUCUCCUGGGAUUCCCCAGCCGACCGUCGAUCCAGGUUGUCCUCUUCCUAGCAUUCGUCAUGGCACUGUACAGUAUGAUUCUACUAGGGAAUGUUGGGCUGAUGGUGUUGAUCAGGUCUAAUCCCCGCCUCCACACCCCCAUGUACUUCUUCCUCAGUAACUUGUCCUUUGUCGAUCUCUGCUAUUCAUCCGUGAUUGUCCCUAAGAUGUUGGCAAACUUCCUGUUGGAGAGCAAGGCCAUUUCGUACACCGGCUGUGGGCUGCAGUUUUAUUUCUUCUGCACCUUUGCUGAUACAGAGUCUUUCAUCUUGGCCACCAUGGCCUAUGACCGAUACGUGGCCAUCUGUAAUCCACUGCUCUAUACUGUCGUCAUGUCCCCCAGAGUCUGUGUCCUGCUAGUGGUUCUGUCCUACAUAGGGGGUACACUGAGUGCACUGGUACACACAUGCUUUGCCUUCAGGCUGUCCUUCUGUGGCCCGAACAUCAUCAAUCACUUCUUCUGUGACCUCCCUCUGCUCCUCAAGCUCUCGUGCUCCGACACCUCCCUCAAUGAGCUCCUGCUCUACACCUAUGGCAGCUCUGUGGAAAUCAUCUCUGUCAUCGUUAUUCUCAUCUCCUACAUUUUCAUCGUCAUCUCUGUCCUGAGGAUCCGCUCCGCGACAGCCAGACACAAAACCUUCUCCACCUGCGCCUCCCACCUGACGUCCGUCAUCAUCUACGAGGGGACUUUGCUGUUCAUCUACUCCCGCCCCAGCUCCUGGUAUUCACCCAAUUCAGACAAAUAUAUCUCUGUGUUCUACACCAUAAUGAUCCCAGUGCUAAACCCGCUGAUCUACAGUCUGAGGAACAAGGAUGUGAAAAAUGCUCUGAGAACAGCUAUAGACACCAAAGUCCUUGCUCAGCGAAUCUCUUGGUUAACCUGA
Messenger RNA from Terrapene triunguis (Three-toed box turtle), 960 nucleotides. RefSeq names its product olfactory receptor 5I1-like. The record is from RefSeq and is a predicted model, not a curated record. The transcript has 2 exons. The coding region runs from base 1 to 960 and encodes 319 amino acids. Gene Ontology annotation, cellular component: membrane. Gene Ontology annotation, molecular function: odorant binding; G protein-coupled receptor activity; olfactory receptor activity. Gene Ontology annotation, biological process: G protein-coupled receptor signaling pathway; sensory perception of smell. NCBI's taxonomy places the organism in Eukaryota, Metazoa, Chordata, Testudines, Emydidae.